AUCACCUCCCAUACUCGUGAUCAUUCACGUGUAGACACAAGAUUGUAGAAGUCGAGGUAGAAGUCUACAUCUAGUACCUCAAUAAUGACAGAUCCUGAUCCUUCAUUUUCAAUAAAUAGAGUUAAUAAAAGUCUUUGGUAUGAUGUAUGUGAAGAUUCAUUGCUUGGGAAAGGAAAGAGCAGUACCGUUCGCAGAGGGACUUAUAAUGGUCAAGAGGUAGCAGUGAAGAGAUUAUAUGAAAAGACAUUAAGUUCUGAGGAUAUAAAUCUUUUGUUGACAAUACAACAUGAGAACAUUGUAAAGAUUCUUGCUAUUGAAGAUGGUCUUGAAAACCAAUAUAUUGUAUUAGAACUCUGUCUGGCCUCACUUGAUUUAUUUUGUGUGAACUACAAGAAAGUAGCAAAUAGAUUUUCUGGGUUCAUUGUUGUUAAGGAAAACAUCAUAAGAGAUGCAGUGAAAGGACUGGAAUAUUUACAUAAGAGGUGGAUUGUCCAUAGAGACAUUAAACCAGGAAACAUUCUUUUGCUACAAAAGGGCUCAUCGUCUGAAGUUAAAGCAGUCCUGGCCGAUUUUGGAAUAUCUACAAAAUUAACUUCUCGUGAUUCCAAAACCACGCACAGAGGCAGAGUAACUGAUACAUGGAUGGCUCCGGAACUACUGCUUGAUGACCCUAGUGGUUGUAAAUUCAGUCGCCAGUCUGAUAUAUUUUCAAUGGGAUGUGUAACCUACUAUUUAAUAACAAAAGGACACCAUCCUUUUAAUAGAGGGCAUGAUAAUGUUUUCAGGAUUCAUCAAAAUGUGAAGAAUUACGUUACCUGUGACUUUCAGUUAUUAAAUGACAAGCCUUUAGCUCGUGCUCUAAUUAAAAAUAUGAUUAAGUAUAACAAAGAUUCAAGACCAUGUGCCAGUGAAGUAUUAGGUGAUCCUUAUUUCAAGGAAGAUGGUCCGCAAGAUAUCAUACAAGUACCACAGGAUAGUGAGCCAGACCAAAAUAAAGUAUAUGGUAAACAGUUAUAUCAUGCUAUGGUCAGUAUAUCCCAUUCAGUGCCUCAAUACAUUGUCGAUAAUUACACCAGAUUACUUGCAGUUGUUGGUGUGAAGUCAUAUAUAAAACCUGAUUGGUCGUUAUCAAAAAGGUUUUUAGAAUUAUACUCCACCCAUGCAUCACAAACGUCUCCACAAGUUGCUGCAAGUUACGUCGACAAGAUACUGACUGGUCUGGGGUAUGAAGAAAUUAAGAGCUUCAAAGCAUACCUGCGUUUUGACGUAGACAUUGACUCAAAAGUAACUGAGAAAUUAAAGGAAUUGAAGGAAUUCAGGCCAGCCGUUAUUCAAGUUGUGUAUGCAUUGGGUCUCUGUUUAAAUAGCCAUCAAGUGGAGCGUUAUCGCAUGGUUGUUACUGUGCUACGUGGAACUGCUUUGGAUGCUAACAAGUCCUUUAUCAGGCUUUUCACUGAUUUGAUGGAAGAACUCGGGAAAUACCCUCUCGCUGUUGCAAUCACUGUUGGAGUCCUGGAAAGAUCUGAUUGGGGAGAUACAAGGAAAUUGAAGCCGUUUUCGUUACCAAACUUUGAUAUUAACACGUCUUAUCCUAAAAUAGAUCUCUGCCUGACUGUUGCUGAUUACUAUGGUAAAAUGAGUGAUAUAGACUUCAGCAGUGCUAAGGUGUGUACCUCUGUGGUUCACCUCAAGAGCCACAAUGUGUCCAAUAUGAGUAGAGUUCAGUUUACACUGUUACUGAUGGAGCGUGGUGUGAUUGAAGCUGGUGAUGUCUCUAAAAUUGAAGAUAAAAUACGAUAUCCUAUCUUCUUUGAGAAGUACAAACAGAGAUGCAAAGGACCAAGCAAGGAGACUGAGACAGUAAUGCCAAGUCUGACAUCCCAAGAUACAGUAGCAACCCAAGAGACAGUGGCAAUCCAAGAGACUGAAGGUCAAGCAACGUCAGUUCCAAGUCAAUCAACUCUAACUUAUCAACCAAGCAUCUUGACUCAAAGCAGGAAGCACAAGAAGUACCUGGUACUACCACACAAGCCAGUAAGGCGCCAACACCAUGCAUCUAUUCAUAGCAGAAGCUCCUACUGUUUCUAACACUAUAGUGCAGCAAAAGAAGGCACAUGUACAUGUAGAUCUAUUUCACUAAAAUUGUUAUAAUGUAUACUGUUAGUAAUUGUAUAAAUAUGACAGGAAACUCCUCCUUGACUUACAAUCACUUAUGUCUGAUUACUUUCUUGUCAUCAUGCUGUUACUCAAAGUUUAUGUGAAGUUUUCACUGUUAA
This is a messenger RNA of Amphimedon queenslandica, 2276 nucleotides long. Its product is annotated as calcium-dependent protein kinase 3-like. Gene Ontology annotation, cellular component: IRE1-TRAF2-ASK1 complex. The transcript is spliced from 13 exons. Lineage: Eukaryota; Metazoa; Porifera; Demospongiae; Haplosclerida; Niphatidae. Gene Ontology annotation, biological process: protein phosphorylation; IRE1-mediated unfolded protein response; intrinsic apoptotic signaling pathway in response to endoplasmic reticulum stress. The record is from RefSeq and is a predicted model, not a curated record. Gene Ontology annotation, molecular function: RNA endonuclease activity; ATP binding; protein serine/threonine kinase activity. Bases 85 to 2088 code for a protein of 667 amino acids.